Messenger RNA from Neocloeon triangulifer, 3216 nucleotides. RefSeq lists its product as uncharacterized. NCBI's taxonomy places the organism in Eukaryota, Metazoa, Arthropoda, Insecta, Ephemeroptera, Baetidae. The record is from RefSeq and is a predicted model, not a curated record. Bases 148 to 630 code for a protein of 160 amino acids. The transcript is spliced from 10 exons.
AGCGAGAUUGCAGCGUAAAACUGAGGAUGGGGAUGCGUGCGCAUAAAACGGAGACGACGACAAGCUCUCGAGCCUCGCCGGGCUCACCGCAGUUCUUUGGUUGCGUCGCCUUUCAGCACCUGUCAGAUUCGAAUUUGAUGAAGAAUCAUGCCAAAAACAAGGGAUACAGCCUCUGCUGAUGAUACGCUGUCUUCAGACGGCGUCGAAGAAAUGAUAACCGAUUUGGCAAAACAGAGGGCCAGACAACAGUUCGCCAAAUGGGCGGCUGGAGGAUCUGCGACAGCAGCGGCUAAGGAGGCGGCCGGUGCCCCUAAAAAGGCGGUGGCCCGAGCUGCGGCUAAGACCCGUGGCGGAACAGCCGCUGGCGUUGCCUCCAAUGAAAAGACCGAGCCUCAACCCGGCAAUCAAGAGCGCAAGUGGGUCACCACAAAGAUGGAGAUGAAAGAGUUGGCUGCUGAUCUCAGCCGCAGAUUUGUCCUCAAACAAGGGAAGACCGAUGAAAGCGGCCAAAAGGCGCUCCUCGAGGCUGUCCUCCAAAUAUGGGACACGCGUGACCAGCCGCCGCUGGAGAGUCCAAUGAUUCAUCGUCUUAGAGUCAUUCACCCUUUUUGCAUUGAUAAUAUCCAAUAGAUAAUGAAAAUUCUUAACAACUUUUACUUCCAAAUUUAAAUAAGCUAAAAUAUAACGUACUCAAUUUAGCCCAAAAAAGCCUAAUUUUAUUAUUUUUAACUCUCAUAUCCCCCGAAGAUAACCAUUGUCAGUCGUUUGGGCGCUCAUAUUUAUUAUCAUUGAUAAUAUUUUAUUUUUCAAAACUGCUCGUUCAAAAUAUCUGAAAAUUUACGUACUUAUGCAAAAUUACAUGCCGCAUCUUGAAGUAAAUUAAAAUUGCCCCUUGCCACGACCUUAAGUGCGACGAAGGGUUUCACCAUGAAACGCGCUGCAAUUUGCACUCAAGCCGCGAUUUCUUCCGCACUUCGAGCGGUGCCUUCGUGGCUCGAAGGGAGGAAUUAGAGCAAAAAUCAGAGAGCGAUCAGUCGGUUUACGUUUGCAUACCUCUCAUGCAAAUACACAGGACACGUGAAACAAGCCGAAAUUCCAGUAAGGAUGAUUCGCAUGCCAGAGGCAUGAUCAAGGGGCUUUUAUUUUUUGUUUCCACAAACGCGCCUCGCAGGAGCAAGAUGGCGGGGAGGAGUUAAUUAUUUUCUAUCCUUCGCGAAAUUUAAUGUUUCCAAGGGUCAGCCCCUCCUGAGGGGUGUAAGGAUCUAGGGUACUUACGCCUCUUGAUAAGUGUGCAUUUGUAGGUUCCUUGUUCGUUGGUAUAAAGCCAAAGCACCUCUUUUUCAAAACACCCUCAACCUUUUUUGCCUCUUGCCAUUUAUUUGCUUUUACUACCACUGAUUAAUUAAUACUAUCGCUGACCACGCCCCCUGAACAAAGAAAAAUUUAAUACAUUUAUGGCAAGCACUGGAGGGUCUCCGUUUGUCAGAGGCGUCGAUUUCUUACGAAUAAUGUUGCAGGGUGAGUAUUAUUUAUUUAAAUUCUCGCGUCUUUUAUUUAAAUUGCCCCAUUGUUCGAUUUUCUGCCUCCAAAUUUUCCCCUAAAAAUGAGAUACAGGCGAAUUAAAAGCAUGUGUGCAACAUCGCCCAUCGCCUCCUUUUAUUAGCCUAUACUUGAAAUUGCCAAUAAAUCCGUUUUGGCAGCAACAAAUUUAAAUUUAUUGAGAAAAACAUUUAUUAUUUUGAAAAGAAAUUCAUAUUUUUUCACUUCAGUAUAAUUGUUCCUCGCUUCUGAAAACUGACGAAAAAGUUCCUCCUUGCAGAUAUUAUCCAAAAAUAUUUAAAUAUAAUUUUUUUGCUCUGUUCAAUUUUUGCAUGGAGACGAGUUUUCCACCGCCGUGAAUCUUAUGACUGGCUCCGAGAUGCUUCAAUUUUACUAAAUUAUUUUCUCAACGUUUCCUAUUUCCUGAAGAAAAAGAGAAACUUGUAAUUGAAGUUAAUUAAAAGAUAAGCAAACCUAUAGCGAGUCAACAGACCUGAGAUGCCCUCGGAGUUUGAAUUUGCGACGGAUCGAACUGAAGACCUUGGGCGUGCCUGCGGAGUUCUUCAAGCUGGAAGAACUGACCACCCUGGAACUGAGCCACAACAACCUGAGGGAGGUUUCUGCCGCAAUGGAAACAGCCAGGUCACUGCUGGUGCUCAACCUGAGCCACAAACAGCAUUGCUGGUGUGCCAAUGAGCGUCUCACCCUGGUCUCACCGACCGCUGCCCCCUGAAACCAGAAGACUUUGAUCCUCAGCCACAACCCCCUUGGCCACUUCCAGGCUCAGGUAUUAUUUUGCGCUUGAUUUAAUGAAAAGUUUGGUAUUUAGGCAACUGCCCUCGCUGCACUUAUGCUGGCGGUUUUGCACAUGAGGGCAACACAGAGGACCCUGACCAACCAGCCAGCCUCGAGUCGAUGAGCAGUUUGGUGCAACUGGACCUUGCCCAAAACGGCCUUCCGAGGCCUUGUUCGCGCCGCCCAAAUCUGAAUAGACUCAACUUGGCCAACAAAACAGACUCACCGAUAGGCUUAACAACAUGCAUAGGAAAAUUUAGAUGACGGUGAUUUUGAUCAAAGCCGGGCUGAACCUGAAUUCGGAGGCAAUGCAGAGGCUGAGCUGGUUUGGUGAUCCGACUCGCCUUCGCGCCCUACUGCGUCAAAGCGGUCUCGGUCAUAUUGGCUGCCCACUUAAUCCUCCAAGUCCCCCUCGUUUGGGUUCUGCUCAUGGGAGGCGAGUUGAAGGCUAUUUACAAAAUAUGGAUGAUUUUUUUAUAUCAAAAUUUAUUGUAUUAUGAUGUUAUUAGCGGAAAUUAUAAUUUAAUUAUUUAGGCAUUAUAUCAUCUGAAAAAAAAAUAGAUUCUUUUUUCAAAAAACAAGAUUAUUUGUUAGCGUGUUAAUAUUUUUGAAUUUGACGACUAUGGAGCGCCAGAAUAAGAAUUAAUCCUAUGGAUUAAAUUACUCAAAUUAUUGUUUUACUUUGAAAAUUUUAAUGCUUUAAUAACUUUACUGUACCCAACUCACCUAGAUGUGUCUCAUUUAAAAUCUGAUGAGAAUUGUUGCAUUUUUUUUUUUCAAAUAAAAAAUAAAAUUUAUUAUUUUUUUGUAUACUUAAUUAUUGCUUUACAAAUUUCUUUGUAAAAUAUUUUAAACCAGAAUGUUGUACUAAAAUAAGUUUGA